AGGCCAGCUCGGCUCGAGCCGGGCUGCCCCGCUGCCGCCCCCGGGGCCCUGCGCGGCAGGGCAGGCCGCGUGGACCAAUAUGCCGUCUCUCCGCGCCAGUGAGCUCGGAGGAGGAAAAGGUGCCCAUAUCUCUGCCCUUCGCCCGUGUUCCCCAUUCGGGGCCUUCUGGGAGGCCUUCGUCGCCACCGUUGGGCUCGCCCCGAACUUCCGGACAGGACGCAUCCCGGGAGGGGCCCAGGGAGUAGCGGUAUCGGUUUCCACCUCCUCCCCCUCCUCCUCCUCCUCCCCUUCCUCCUCCCCCUCCUCCUCCCCCUCCCCCUCCUCCCCCUCCUCCUCCUCCUCCUCCUCCUCCUCCUCCUCCCCCUCCUCCUCCUUGGGGUUGGAGGGGCGCCUUCGUCGCUCGCCCGAGGAGCCACAUGGAGGACGGCGGGGGCCUCGCGGGCGCCUCCUGGGGCACAGCUCCCGGCAUCCUGUCGGUGACCGUCGGGGCGCCCCGCUUCUUGGAGGGGGUCCCGGCCGAGCGGAUCCUGCACGUCAAGGGCUUCGGCGAGGGGAAGCUGAUGUCGGAGGAGUUCGACGACGCCAGGUUGGCGAUUUGCGGGACGCUGUGGGAGAUGACGGGAUCGUCGUUUGGGACGGCGACCUCUACGGUCGUCAAAGCUUCACCCGCGUGUUGGACAAGCUCUUCUGCUCGGUCGAGGUCACUGCGUUGGCCUUCUACGGACGUCCUGGGCAGAAGGACUUCGAGGAGAGCUGGCGGAGCAGGCUGCCCGGGCACCGCGGCAGCAUGCACCUGGCCCUGCUGGAUGGCCUGGGCUGGCCGGACGUGCUGCCGGAGCAGCCCCUGCCGGAGGAGAGGUGGGACGACAUUGUCUUCCGGCUGGGCCGCGAGGCGCUCCGCGCCACCGGCGCCGCGAGGGUCUUCUCCAUUGGCGGUGGCUCCUGCGCGGUGCGCGAGGCACGGGCCGCGGAGGAGGACGGGCGCCUCGGGGCCGCCUGGAGGGUCUACCGGGUGCCCCGCGGCGACAGCCGCGCCGACUUCGGGGCGCUGGCCGAGUGGGCCCUCGAGUGGGCGCCCGGGCGCGUGGAGCUUUGGGAGCCCGGCGGGGCGCGCGGGCGGUUCGCGCCCCGCCCGCGGGGCGGCGGCGCGGCGGGCGGAAAACAAGCGCCGCCGUCCACCACGCCCAGGCAUCUGGCGUCUCGCAGAAGUCGAGACAGGUCUUUCAGCGUGUUCGGCCUCUCGGGGCUCUUCCUGCGGCCUCGGGGCCGUCAACUGACGACACGGGACGAAGAGCCAGUCCCAGGGAAGCGGUCGAGAGGUCGGAGAUCCGUGCCUCGGAAAAUCAAGGCGCCGCCUGUCUGGGCUCAGUACGAUCGGGACGGGUGCGGGAACAGCGGGGACGACGGCCGUCGGCAGCUCAUGGCCACGUCAGUGCUCUGCAGGGAUCGCUGUCACUGUCGCCGUGGAUCUUGUUCUCUCGGAUGGGGUCCGACCCCUAUUUGCUCGACCCCAUUCGGGAGGCCUGCAGAUGGGUGUGAAAGAGUGGUGACGACAGCCGGACACGUUUAUGAUCAGCCGCCGGCCAGAUGCCAGCACGAGGGGCUGGGGUAGCGUCAGGGGGAUAGUCGGAG
This is a messenger RNA of Prorocentrum cordatum, 1632 nucleotides long. The record is from the annotation of a GenBank genome assembly. NCBI's taxonomy places the organism in Eukaryota, Dinophyceae, Prorocentrales, Prorocentraceae.